AAUUAAGUGGGUGAUAAAUUUAAUAACAAUGUGAUUUAAUUUAAUUUAUUAAUUUUAAUUUAAGUUUUCAAUUCGAAUAUUAACAUGAACUUAGCCAUAACUAGUAAGGUCUAUAAUGUUUGUACCUUUAUCACACAAUGUAAAAGAGGCUAUUCCUACACUUGCAAGACUCCGACAAAUGAAAGCUUGUCUCAUUGGAAUCGCCCGAUAUUCUUUUACUGCCAGAACUAUUCGCAUGAAUUGUGUAUAUUAAAUGACCUAGUCCGAAAAGUGAAAGGUCUUCAAACUUCGAAUAUCGCCCCUCUUUGCAGCGGGACUGGUUUUGUUUCUUUUGCUCAUUGUCUAAGUUGAACGAAAAGGAUACAAACCAAUAUUGCCGUCGGUAUUCUUCCAAAUUUAUAUGCCAAAGUGUAGAUAUCUGAAUUAACAACAAUAAAAAGACUGGAACUUGGUGUCGUAGAAUGUUUCUGAGAUUGUAUUUAUGCUGGUCGACGGUAGUUAGUGUGGUUCUCUGCGGAAAUAUAGUGGAUUCGCAAAGUACAGGUCCCACUCACGGAAAAGUGGUGGUAUGUUAUAUGGGAACCUGGGCAGUGUACAGGCCGGGGAGGGGAUCGUUUACAAUAGAAAAUCUAGAGCCAUCCUUGUGCACUCAUAUUAUCUACGCCUUCGCAGGAUUGAAUGCUAAAGAAAGCGUAAUCAGAGCUUUAGAUCCGUGGCAAGAUUUAACUGAAGAUUACGGCAAAGGUGGUUAUCAAAGAAUAACAAAACUUAAAUUAAGAUAUCCACAUCUUAAGGUCAGUUUAGCAAUUGGAGGAUGGAAUGAAGGUUCCGUUAAUUAUUCCAAGCUUGCAGCAGAUCCAGAAAAGAGAACGAAAUUCGUGACUAGUGCAGUUGAAUUUAUAAAGAAAUACAAGUUUGAUGGUCUUGAUCUUGAUUGGGAAUUUCCAUCAAAGAGAGGAGGCAUACCAGAAGAUAAAUUAAACUUUUUGUUGUUGACUAAGGAACUUAAGGCAGCAUUUAGAAAAAACAAUUUGUUAUUGACAGCAGCGUUUGGAGCGGGAAAGGACACUAUAGAUGUCGGUUAUGAUGUUGAAGGACUUUCGGUAUACCUCGACUUCAUUCAUAUGAUGUGUUAUGAUUACCACGGGGCUUGGGAUAAAAAGACCGGUGCUAAUGCCCCAUUACGAAGUUCUGAUGUACUUAAUAUUGAGUAUACCUUAAACUAUAUGCUUAAACUGGGUGCCCCCCCUAGUAAAUUGGUAUUGGGAGUACCUUUGUAUGGAAGAACAUUUGUUUUGCCAGAGCCAGUCGAUGAAACGUCAAAAAGAAAACUUAAAUUGGGUAUAAUUUCAACAAAUAUGGGUUUUCAAGGUCCGCUGACGAGAGAAAGUGGAUUCAUGGGAUAUAACGAGAUUUGUUUAGAAUUAAAAAAUAAAACCCAUCCUUGGACAAUGUACUGGGAUUCCGAGAGUAGUACCCCCUUUGCAGUACGAAAAACUCAAGUUAUUACUUACGAUGACGAGAGAUCAAUAGCAGAGAAAGUUAGAUUUGCCAUAGAGAAGAAAUUAGCCGGAAUUAUGGUCUGGUCAGUAGAUACAGACGACUUUCAAGGUGACUGCAUUGAUUCUGAGGAGGAGACUUUCACAAACUUUCCCUUGUUAAGAGCUCUGAAUAAGGCGAUUGAAAUCACAUUGGAAGAUAUCAAAAACAGUGUCAUUCAAGACAAAUUGAAUGGAAUCGGUGGGUGUUGUAAGGAAUCCAUGAGUUCAAUUUUAAUGGUUUUGGUUAGUGCGUUGAUUGUUCGACAGUAUGUAUAAUAAUUUGUGUUUAAUUGAAGAUAUUGAUUCAAUUAGGAUUUAGCAUUUAUGACGUUUUCUAUGUAGAUCUAAAUUGAAGACAACAUAGUAAUAUACCUGUGUAAAUAUUUUUAGUACUGAGUUAUGCCGUAUAAGAAAUUCCUUUUUAUAUAAAAAUCUAGUAAAAUUUGUGUUCUGAAAAUGAAACCGUCAAUUUU
Cylas formicarius (sweet potato weevil) is the source of this 2014-nucleotide messenger RNA. Its product is annotated as probable chitinase 2. The transcript has 9 exons. The record is from RefSeq and is a predicted model, not a curated record. Gene Ontology annotation, molecular function: chitinase activity; chitin binding. Lineage: Eukaryota; Metazoa; Arthropoda; Insecta; Coleoptera; Brentidae. Gene Ontology annotation, cellular component: extracellular region. The coding region runs from base 462 to 1817 and encodes 451 amino acids. Gene Ontology annotation, biological process: chitin catabolic process; carbohydrate metabolic process.